AUGUCUCUCCUCCACAAUGAAGACUUCACUAUCUGGCAAUUACGAUCCUCCUACCUCACCACUAUCAAAGACGGAAUCGGUGACCGCUUGAUAAACGUCAACAAUUCCGUCCUCAAUACCCCUGGGUUUCGCGCUGCGGGCUGGUCGACCGUUACCAACAACAACAAUGCCAGCAGUGCAUCCUCGCUAAAACGUACAUAUUCCCCACCGAUACCGACAACAGCAGCAGUCUCCUCGGAAUAUUAUCGACUUGCCGUUCGAGACGCGAAUGCUGCACGCGAUGAGCUUCAUGGCCUUGGUCUGGAGGACGGCGAGGAAGACGAAGGUGGCAUGGUCACUGGGAAGAGUACCAUGGAUAUCACGGCGCGAAAGAAUCAGGACCGAGCUGCGAAGAAAAAGCUUCGACGAGAACGUCAACAGGAGGUCCAGAGGCACGCAGCAGCAGAGGACGAUGAUAGCAGUGACUUGAGCGACAGCGACGAUGAUGGGGACAACCCAAGAAGAUCUACCGAUCAAAUCGAUUUCCCCAAGAUGCCUAUUCGCCGGGACCGAUCCGAUUCCUCUCCAAUGCGGUCGGGCGAACAGGGUGAUCGACCCGAACCCUUGAUCACAUCACCCGCAACGCAAAAUGUCGCAAAUCACUACCGAUCCGGAUCCCUGGGGACAUCCGUCAAGAAUCAAGGACGCCGGCCACGGCGCGAUACCGCAACAAGCAGUGAGCUAUCGACCGAUAACGAGGUUGACACACAAGGGCACAGGCCGGGGCAGGUUCAGUUCUCGACCACCAAUGAAGUAUUUGAGCGACCUCGAAGACGCCGGGAGAGGACUGGCAGCCGUGGUGCAGAGAGUUUGGCCCUUGAGGACUUGCAAGAGCAGGAUGAAGAUUCUGGGGCGGAGUCGGUUGGAUCAGCUCUGUCAUCUGAAUUCGAUGCCACGGCUGGCUCUGGAUCCCUGCUCCUUGCUGGGGUGGGGAUCAGCGGUGGUUUGGACUCGUCCUCGCCAGUCGCCCUCAUGCAUAAACUGCCGACUGGGAAUGGACCCCAGGGAAACUCGGCCCGGAAGUCGAAGACCAUCUCGACUCCCGAACUACAGGACCUUCCACCGCCGCGGCCGAUCAGCAUCGUACAACCUGUAAGCUUGCUGACUCGACAAAUAAAAGCCCGGACACGCGCCCCAAGCAACCCAGUAGAGAAAUUUAUGGUCCUUUCUGGAUUAGGCCAGCAAGACCCAUUGUGGGUUAAGAUAUACCUACCCUUGUCAUCCAACCCAGGCCUGCCACUGGAUAUGCCACUCAUGAGGGAAUCCAAACUUUCUGACCACCCUGCGCAUAUUUCCGUUGCUGAAGUGAUUGGCCUCGCCCUUUGGACAUACUCGGAACAGUCGCGAGCUCCCCCACUCCAACGUGAGAAGCUGACUGUGAAUCGCUGGGCAUUGCGCAUGGUUGAUGACGGCGAGGUGGAGUACGACUUCCCAGCCCUCGGCCGCACACUUCCCAUGACGGACUUUACUUCCAACAAUAACCAAGCUGCAAAGUCGCGCGCACGUGCACGUGGAAGACCAUGGGAUGAAUUUGCACUAGUGGAAGCGUCUCAGAGUGAAUUCGAAGAAAACGAAAGACUGUACCCUCAAUACAGCCAGAGUAUAGAGCCCGAGGAAAGUGAAUCGCCAGCCCAAAUUGGAGUAGCAGGUGCCCAGCCUGUGCCGCAGAUCAAUCUUCCAACUGAGCGCCAGAAUCCGAUCCUGGGUCCGACAUUCAAGUCUGCAAUCCACGACAACACAUUGACCCCUGCGGAUCGACCCGCAGUUCCGAUAUCCCAUGCAACACCCCGACUUGGAAUCACCAAGACCUUGAAAAUUCGAUUCCUCAACCUAGAAGGCUCUGCGCACGUUAUGACCCUGAAUACAACUACCGAUAGUUAUAUCGCGGAGAUUUUAGACUCGGUAUGCAAACGCUGGGGGUUGGACAAAGGAAAUUACCUUCUCAAAGUAAUGGGGUCAAACACGGUUGCACUACUUGAUCGGACAGUGGAAGCAUUGGGAAACGUAACCGAACUCGAUCUUGUUAGACGGCGAUUUGGCGCAGGCCCCCUGUCACUUGGUGGAUCACCAGGCAGCCUAUCACCCAAUACACCCCUUCAACCGGACGGCACUGGCCCUAACCCAGGUGCCGUCAAGAAGGGCAAGAAAGGCAACCAUAUGCUCCCAUCUUCUUCCCAGAAGCAGGAUCUCAUUGGAGGUUACUAUCGUCGGUAUCAUGUUUACCGCAAGCAACCGAUGUCUUUUACAGCUUCGAAUCAUCGCAUCCUUACCUUUGAUAACGACUACAUGCACAUCGUACCUGGCGAAACAGGGAAGAACGCUUCUGAUUCCAAGACUCGCUCCAUCAACUUCAAUGAUGUGGUGGGUUGUAAAGUGAGUCGGCGCCACCCGAAAAGUUUCCGGGUGGUUGUUCUGCGAGGCAAUGAAGCCAAUGAGCAGAAGCGGUAUGAUUUUGAGGCACGGAAUGCCUUGGAAGCGGUUGAGAUUGUGGAUGAAAUCAAGAAGAACAUGGCGCAAUAUCGUGUUUGA
Molecule: messenger RNA, 2568 nt
Organism: Penicillium verhagenii
Lineage: Eukaryota; Fungi; Ascomycota; Eurotiomycetes; Eurotiales; Aspergillaceae
Product: Sin1 family protein
Exons: 3
Coding region: 1-2568 (855 amino acids)
Biological process (GO): TORC2 signaling
Cellular component (GO): cytoplasm; TORC2 complex; plasma membrane
Molecular function (GO): phosphatidylinositol-4,5-bisphosphate binding
Source: RefSeq, a predicted model, not a curated record